Molecule: messenger RNA, 1043 nt
Organism: Amphiprion ocellaris (clown anemonefish)
Lineage: Eukaryota; Metazoa; Chordata; Actinopteri; Pomacentridae
Product: 3-oxo-5-alpha-steroid 4-dehydrogenase 2-like
Exons: 5
Coding region: 105-872 (255 amino acids)
Biological process (GO): steroid biosynthetic process
Cellular component (GO): membrane
Molecular function (GO): 3-oxo-5-alpha-steroid 4-dehydrogenase activity
Source: RefSeq, a predicted model, not a curated record
ACACACACACACACACACACACACACACACUCUACACGUGUCCCUCCCCUCCGGCGGCUCCUCCCGGUGCUCAGAUUCCCGGUGCUGCGGCUCAGUUACCAGGGAUGGAGUGUCGGGACGCCGCCGUGUCCGGUCUGAGCUGGACACUGAUCGUCGUGGGCGGACUCUACCUGUGGAGGCAGACCCGGACCGGGGCUCGGUACGGCCGCUACGUGGAGGCGAACAGCCGCUGCUGCCCGGCCCGGCUGGCCUGGUUCCUGCAGGAGUUCCCGGCCUUCCUGCUGCCACUGCUGCUGCUGCUGCUGCCCGGACAGCGGGACGCCGAGCGGCGGGACGACGGGAGGAGGCUGCUGCUGCUGGGGAGCUUCAUGCUGCACUACUUCCACAGGAGCUUCAUCUAUGCCUUCCUGACUAGAGGACGACCCGUCCCGCUGUUCAUCGUCCUCUGUUCCGCCAUCUUCUGCUCGCUCAACGGCUUCCUACAGGCACACUACCUGCUGCACUGCCGCCGUCUGGAGGACACCUGGCUGACCGACGCCCACCUGGCUGCAGGUUUACUGGUGUUUGUGGUUGGAAUGACCAUCAACAUCCACAGCGACCACAUCCUGCGCAGCCUCAGAAAGCCUGGAGAGACUGUCUACAGGAUCCCCCAUGGUGGGCUGUUUGAGUUGGUUUCUGGAGCUAACUUCUUCGGGGAGAUCGUCCAGUGGUGUGGUUUCGCUGUAGCUGCCGGGUCUCUACCAGCCUUCGCCUUCUUCUUCUUCACCGUCUGCUCCAUCGGGCCCAGAGCCUACCAGCACCACAGAGAUUAUCAGCGGCGGUUUGAGGACUAUCCUCGCUGCAGGAAGGCUCUGGUGCCCUUCAUCCUCUGACCUUACAUGUCUGUAGUAUUAAUCUGGGUUAUUAAUCUGUGUUCUUAAUCUGUGUUAUUAAACUAUAAUAUUAAUCUGUGUUAUUAAUCUGUGUUGAUACUGAUCCUACUGUCUGGUGUGAAGCUGCAGAUGAUGAAAAAUUGGAAAUAAAUGAAAUGAAAGACGUUGAAA